ACGAGUGUUAAUGAAAACUGAUAUAAAGCACGGCAAACAAUCAACUCGGCUGACACAUUUCGUGCGGCUCUUUCACGCUCCGCAUCUCCCCCAGAAUAAUUCCACACCGGAAACGACAUCAUGAGAACGGCGGAGAAGAUGGUCCGCUUGGUUUCAACUCUGCUGUUGUGGCUGGCCAUUUCAACCGUCAGCCAUGGCCACCGCCGCAAAUACACGACCAUUACAAUGACUUUAGUGUCCACAUUGACGACGACUACGACCAAAGCGACCAACUCCGUCUGCGCCUCCGUGUCCAGCACCGAUUCGUCCGUGCCGGUGACGGCCUGUCGCCGGCGUCGGCAGCACUGGAUCGACAUUCCGCUUUACAUAGCGCUGGAUGAGGAUGUCGACGACCAACUGUCUCAAUUUUUCAUCCAUCCGACCGCCCCUUUACAGGUGGAACCCACCGCAGAGCCGUGGGGGUGGUUCAAGACCGAUGACGAAUUAGAUUCCAUCCAAAUUGAUAAUCCGCCAGUUAAUCCUUCCCAUUCCAUCGAGCCUUCUUGGUUCUAUUCGGAUGAGGACGAAUUCGAGCCGCAGAUUAUCGGAAGAUUGGCCGGCCGUUUGGGGUACCGGAGACGGCGCCGGAAGACCGUCAUCGUCACCUCGACCAAAAUGACGACAUCCACCAAGACGGAGACGACUUACACGUCCACCAAAACGUUCGCCAUCUCGGGUUGCACGCCCAGUUCAUUACCCUACAACUACUGCUCGUGAAAAGUUCAAAAUCAACUUUGAAAUAUUUAUUAUUCGUCUUAAUAAAUUGAAUAACCAAAGAGGAAAAAA
Molecule: messenger RNA, 825 nt
Organism: Daphnia pulex (common water flea)
Lineage: Eukaryota; Metazoa; Arthropoda; Branchiopoda; Diplostraca; Daphniidae
Exons: 3
Coding region: 121-756 (211 amino acids)
Source: RefSeq, a predicted model, not a curated record